Ilyonectria robusta is the source of this 516-nucleotide messenger RNA. RefSeq lists its product as uncharacterized. Gene Ontology annotation, molecular function: sequence-specific DNA binding; zinc ion binding; DNA-binding transcription factor activity, RNA polymerase II-specific. Gene Ontology annotation, biological process: positive regulation of transcription by RNA polymerase II. NCBI's taxonomy places the organism in Eukaryota, Fungi, Ascomycota, Sordariomycetes, Hypocreales, Nectriaceae. The record is from RefSeq and is a predicted model, not a curated record. The transcript has a single exon. The coding region runs from base 1 to 516 and encodes 171 amino acids.
AUGUCCUCAGAACCUCAAGUAGACGAACGGUUCAGACAGAUCCCCGUGUGUCGACGCUGCCGGCUGCGUAAGAUCAAGUGCGAUCGCGGCGUCCCCAAGUGUUCCAACUGCACCAAGUCAAGCUCGGCAUGCAUCAUUGUAGAUCCCAUUACAUCGGAGCAAUACCCUCGCGACUACAUCCGGCGCCUUGAAGAUGAGGAACGGCAACUGCUUGCGAAGCUCGAGACCUUGUCGCCGCAGGAUCCGCCUCCGAUAGCUGAUCCACCGCGUGAUGAUGAGACGCCCAGGAGCUUGACAUCCACAGUAUCGACAGCGCGCCCUAACGGCUUUGUUGGAGACGGGAGUGGAUUAAGGCAAGUCAAGCUACCUGUCCAUGUGGCAGUGGACCGUUCUCGACACAAUCAGACACUAACCAUCGGCGUACAGCUUCCUCCGUCACAUCUUCUCGGAUGCAAAGUGGCAGGCAUACAAGCCGCAGAUCCUCCAACACCUCGCAGAGCGACCCCGGCUUCCUGA